Molecule: messenger RNA, 1387 nt
Organism: Esox lucius (northern pike)
Lineage: Eukaryota; Metazoa; Chordata; Actinopteri; Esociformes; Esocidae
Product: GTPase IMAP family member 9
Exons: 3
Coding region: 326-1387 (353 amino acids)
Molecular function (GO): GTP binding
Source: RefSeq, a predicted model, not a curated record
UGUCUGCCCGGGUUCUGUGACCAGAGGUUCAGGACGGAGUGUCGAGGCUGGACAUUAGAGCCCUGCAGGACUUUAGAAGGGCUACAGUUAGCUCAUCGGGGUUUAGCUGGGUAGUUGUGAAGGAGUUUAGCUGUGCAGGCAUUUAACCGUGAAGGUGUGCCAGAGUUUAGCUGUGCAUGAGGGUGCAGUGUAACUGUGCAGCAUUUUAGCUAGGUAGGAGUUCAGCUGGCUAAAUAGCUGUGCAGGCGUGUUCUGUUUUCCAGGCCAGUAGAAAAGAGCAUUACUGAAUAGUAUCUUUAUCUGUACCAUUGACAGCCCAGGAGAGAUGGACAGUCACAGCUACAGCCACAGGAGGAAGGAGGCUCCGCCCACAGACACUGAGUUGAGGGUCCUGGUGGUGGGAUCCAGUGGACCGUCUCAGUUCUCCUUGACCAACUCCAUCCUGGGUCGGGAGGAGUUCUCCAAGGACGUGAACAGCAUCGUCCAGAGCCGGAAGAACCUGGGGGAUCUGGCUGGGACGCGGGUCGCUGUGGUUAACGGGCCCAACCUCUAUGGCAAGAACCUGUCCCAUACCAAGAUGAAGACAGAGAUGAAGAGAUGCAAGUGCCUGUCAGCCCCUGGCCCUCACGCUCUCCUCAUGGCCUUUGACCUGGACCAGAUUUCGCCCAAUGACGUCAAGACCCCGAAGCUGAUGGUGAAGCGCUUCGGUGAGAACGCCCUAUCUCACACCAUGGUCCUACUGGCCUACGAGGGUGAUGCCGACAUGCAGACGCUGGAGAACCGAGUGAGCACCGACUGGCACAUCCGUGAGCUCAUUGAGCAGUGCGGCGGUCGCUACCACAUCUUCAACAAGAACUGGAGGGACCGCUCUCGGGACAAGGAGCUCCUGCAGAAGAUCGACCGUAUGCUAGCGUCCGUGGGUGGCCGGCACUACACCAGCCGCUCCUACGCGCAGGCGGAGGAGAGCGUGCGCAAGGAGGAACGAAAGCUCCUGAAGAAGCGGGCGACGGAGACAGAGGAGGCUUGGAGGGAGUUGGAAAAGCAGUACAGAGGGGAGGCGCUGCGCUGGCAGGUGGACUCCUACAACAGCAGCGUGGGAGGGGAGAUAAGGGCCAAAGCCGAGAUGGACAACGCCUGGUUGAGGACGUCGCUCGCUGUAGGGGCCGGGCUGGGGAUGGCCACCGGCGCCGCCAUGGGGAUGGCCAUGGGGGCGGUGGCGGGAGCCGGGGGGAUGACGCUGGGAGGGGCUCUCGGAGGGCUGAUGGGCGGGGCAGCGGGCGGGACGGCCCAGGUGGCGAUCGAGCAUCUGGAGGACAGGGUGGGGCCACACGCAACUAACUUCAACACCGUGUUCAUCAACCGCUUCUUCCGGCCACCUCGUUCGUGA